Molecule: messenger RNA, 1008 nt
Organism: Amoebophrya sp. A25
Lineage: Eukaryota; Dinophyceae; Syndiniales; Amoebophryaceae
Source: the annotation of a GenBank genome assembly
CUCCAGAGGGCUGCGAAUCUCUUAUCCGAAUGGCGAGCACAACUCUUUCAGAGAAUUCCUGCUUCCGAGUGGCAGUUGGUGCCUCCACAGCAUACCAUCCAUUAAGGCUUCCCCUAAAAAGAAUUAGAAUGGCCUCCCAUUUUGAGAGAAGUGGUCAUGCUGGGGACCAGAGAUUCUUUUCAUGGGGACAAAGUCAAUUAACCUCGCGAAUCCUAGCCGUGAUCAAAGUUCCCAGCAUGUUGAUCCACCUGCUCAGGAUGAAUUGUGUACUACUUAUAGAUACCCUUAGAAGGCUAUCGUAUCAUGUUGUUGUUGAGCUCUAUGUAUCUAAGAAUUUUAGAAUUUUAUUUUAGGCUCUGUUGUUGAGCUCUGUCUAAGUCAAAGUCGUAGAGAAGCACAACACACGGGCCAAAACGGUUCUACUCGGUCGUAAAGACUUCAGUACGCCGAAGACGAUGGAGCAUUUGCAUUUGCUGAAGACUCUGUGGACUCGGUUCGAGGAGACUUUCGAUCAUGCUAUGAUCGAGUCGACAAGAACUCCACAGCAACAUUAAGGUGAGGACUUCCAAGUUAGCGAACAGAGUACUUACAAGGGACAGAUCAUGUGCCUUACAACUAUACUACAGUACAUGCACAGUCAUAUUUUUACACUUAGGCGGGUGGUCAUCCUUAGCGGCCACUUAUUUUCCUACUAAGGGGAAAAACGGCUCCUAAGGAUGCAGCUAGUACCAAGGAUGCGAGGACUGAGGUAGCUCUUCUAACAGCAGUAUGAUCAACAACGAAUGCAGAAUACGGUAAGGGACUUUCUGGAUGGCGCAUCAGAGGGCCUGGCUUCGCUGUGCAUUACGUCGUCAACGCCUAAACUUUUUGACAGCUCAGUUCUGUUGAUCGAGUUAAUGAAAAAAGCUGCCAGCUACAGUGCGCCUUGUCUGCCUAGCAGAUCGCGCGGACCAGGUCGACCGUUUCAAAGAGGAAGUAAAAACAGGGCAAAAACCAAGUGCUUCGGGC